Messenger RNA from Pistacia vera, 627 nucleotides. Its product is annotated as dirigent protein 1. The record is from RefSeq and is a predicted model, not a curated record. Lineage: Eukaryota; Viridiplantae; Streptophyta; Magnoliopsida; Sapindales; Anacardiaceae. The transcript has a single exon. The coding region runs from base 1 to 534 and encodes 177 amino acids.
AUGCUGCCCAGAAUCAUAUUCUGCACUGCAAUAGCGUUAGCCACUUUGGCAGUAAUUCUCUUGGCUUUGGUAUCCCCAGUAGUUCACAAGAGACAAUCAAAGAACCACUCCAGUCCCCGGUUGGCUCUAUCCUUAUAUAUUCAACCACCAUAUAUUGCGAGCUCUAAAACACGACCAGUCUCAAAAUCUGAUGGUGGAGCAUUUAUUUUUCAUCAUACACUCACAGAGGGACCUGAGAACACUUCUCGGGCAGUUGGAAAAGCUCAAGGUUUCAUUGUCCCAAUUGAACAUUUUGCACAUUCUGCAUUCAACGUCAUUUAUCUCACAUUUGAAACACCUCAGUAUUCUGGUAGCCUCAGUGUUCAGGCCAACCAAGUUAAUCACAAAGAUACGGAGAAACUAACUGUGGUUGGAGGUACAGGUUCUUUCGCUUUCGCUCGUGGACAUGCUGUAUUUGCGCUGACUGAUCGCCAAACUUAUCAUGUAAAGCUUCAGCUUAAGUUUCCAAAUCCAUCUCAUACAAUUCCCGGAUGAACCAGAUCCUUAUUCUUGAUUUUGUUGCUCCUUAAUAUUCCUUUUUUUUUAUUGUUAUAUAUAGUAAUUCUUUCCUCUCUUUUUUUUCCCCUU